This is a messenger RNA of Sungouiella intermedia, 2091 nucleotides long. The record is from the annotation of a GenBank genome assembly. Lineage: Eukaryota; Fungi; Ascomycota; Pichiomycetes; Serinales; Metschnikowiaceae.
AUGGACAAUUCUUCUAGCUCCCAGAUGGGUUCUGAAAUAGCGAAAACCGACGGCAAAAAACGUGGAAAGUACGGUAGGCCCUGUGACAUGUGUGCCUCGCGCCGUGUGCGCUGUGUUUUCCGUGAUGAUUCCCCAAGAUGUGUGGGUUGUCAGGCCCACGGUGCUGAAUGUACCAACAAGAGAGUCCGCAAGAAGCUGGGACCCAAGAGCAUCCGCAGAAAGCAUGAGGGUGAUGAGAUGCCUUUUUUACAACGGUUGUUUUCAGCAGAAAACCCCAAAGAAACUGAUGGUCUGACCUCGUCAGAUUCCCAACAAUUCUCCCACGACCUGAUGGACCAGCCACGGCCCGGUGACGACUUGUUCAACUGCUUUGAGCACAGUCCCAACAAGGGUACUGCAAAUAUCCCCGUAGACAUGCUUCUACCCUAUUUACAGGUGUACCAGACGUGGUUCUAUGGCUAUUGGCCCGUGCUCUCCGUUGCCGACCUUAUGCUGACCAUGGCAUGCAACAGCACCAUGGACAAUCAGGUCCAGUACAUCGAGCUCAAUGAAUCUAAUGCCAUGUCCUAUGCUUUGGCAUGUGCGGUUUGUGCGGCCAUAGCCACUCAGAUUUCGUUCGUUUCUCAGUCAGACAAAGUCAUCAGCAUACAGAGUGGCUUACCUCCACAAGUAUACGCCGACGAGGCCAAGAGGGUCAGGAAUCUUUUCGACUACUCGUCUAAUCCGAACGUGGUCACUCUAAUAUCGUCGUUCUUCUUGUAUGCUCACUAUGUAAACCACAAGGGCAAGGCUCAACAGGCCAUCGUGUACUUGAGGGAGGCCAUUUCCAUGUGCCAAAUCUUGGGCUUCCACGAGCCGACUGCCUAUGUCAAUAAGUCGGCGGCAGAGAUUCACCGCUGGAAGAAAAUAUACUACAUGCUCUUGGUCACUGAACGCUUUAUGUGCUUUGAGGACGGAAUGCCGGUCAUUUUGGAGUCUUGUAUCGAGUUACCUCUGUUGGAGAAUGAAGAGUAUCCCAGCUUGCUUGCUGGUUUCACCGAGCUUGUUAAGGUUUUCUCGAUUCCUGACAAGAACUUCUUUGGUGAAAUUAAUCACAAGAGUGGGCACAUGAAGGUGGAUCUAUUCAGGGAUUAUCUCCAAUCGCAUGGUAUCAACGAUAAGAAAAAGUGGAUUCAAAAAGUACAACUGAAGCUUGUCAAGCCCUUGAAUCCACACAUCAAAAUUUCCGACUCGCAAACUCUCAAUAUUAUUCUAUCCCAAUCGUGGAUUCAAGCAAUUGCAUGGCAUAUCACUUCGGAAAAUGGAUUGAUAAAGUAUAUGGAUGAUGAAACUGAUUGUUUCUCGGUGAACUUCCCUCUUAAAAUUGCUAGAGACUUCCUUGCCGCAACCAGUGGGUUGCCUUCGUUCGCAUUCGAGUCCAAUGGGCCCGGAAUUUGCGUAAAAUUACUAGAGAUUGCGAACUCCCUUACAUUUGCGAUACAAAAGAGCUCCAAACAAUAUUUGAUGGCCGAUAGUCUAGAAACCAUUUUUGGUCUUGUCAAUCAAUUCAAAAAUGACGUGACUCUUCCUCUAGAUGUUUACAAUAAGGUGGGAACUCUCAUAGCAUCCUUCAAAAAUUUUGUUCCCAGAAACCUACGCAUGCCUGACUUGUACCAACACCAUGCUACUGUGGAAGAGUUGUUUGACGACGAUGAGGAGGGUAGUUCUACGCACAUUGAAAAUAGUGUGCCACAGAUUGGCCAGGUCAAUGAUGUCAAUAACAACAAUUCUGGUAGAGUGGUUGGCCAGGUUGAGGCGGAGCCUGAACAAUUUUUUGACGUGGGGCAGGGUAGCUUCGGACUUUCACCCAACGGCAGCAUUACAGAUCUAGUGGCCGCAAUAUCACCCACCAACUUUGGCACAAGCCAACAAAGGUAUGUUCAGGCAUGGAACAAUAUGAAUAUCCUGGGAAAGCUUUCACCUGUCGGAAGUGGGGCAACGUUGGCUAGUAUAUUCAUGCAAAACUCUACAUCAUUCCGUCAUGACAAAUCGAGAAUGACCUCCAGCGAGGGGCAAGACGAUCAGAAGGGUACCACUUUCACAUUUGUUUAA